This is a messenger RNA of Colletotrichum acutatum, 1272 nucleotides long. Its product is annotated as beta-1,6-galactanase. The record is from RefSeq and is a predicted model, not a curated record. NCBI's taxonomy places the organism in Eukaryota, Fungi, Ascomycota, Sordariomycetes, Glomerellales, Glomerellaceae. The coding region runs from base 1 to 1272 and encodes 423 amino acids. The transcript has 3 exons. Gene Ontology annotation, molecular function: hydrolase activity, hydrolyzing O-glycosyl compounds.
AUGAAGUUCUUCACCUCCCUCCUGGCCGUCGCCAGCUGCGUCGCGCCUCUUUGCGCCGCUCUUCCCCAGGCCAGACAGACCAGCUGGCCCAAUGGCCCGCUUGUGACGGACGGUCGCUGGGCGGUAGAUGCCGCUGGCAACCACAUCCAGUUCGCUGGCACCAACUGGCCCGGCCAUGGCGAGGUCAUGGUCCCGGAAGGCCUGCAGUUCCUCUCUGUCGAGGGCGUCGUGUCCAAGAUCAAGAGCAUUGGCAUGAACGCCAUCCGUCUGACCUACGCCAUUGAGCUCGUCGACCAGAUCUACGCCAACGAUGGCAAGGACAUUGACAUCAAGACCGCCUUCAUCAACGGUCUCGGUGAGACCAACGGUACUGCCGUCCUCGCUCAGGUCCUGGCCAACAACCCUUCUUUCACGGAGGCGACCACCCGUCUCGAGGUGUACGAUGCCAUUGCUGCCGAGUGUGCCAAGCAGGAAGUCUACAUCCUCCUCGAUAACCACAUGUCCACCGGCAAGUGGUGCUGCUCUGGAAACGACGGCAACACUUGGUGGGGAGACCGCGAGUUCGAUGCCGCCAAGUGGGUGCGCGGCUUGACCUACAUGGCCAAUCAUGGAAAAUCAUGGACUGCCCUUGUCGCCAUGUCUCUCCGCAACGAGCUUCGCGAGGCCACAGAUAACGCCGAGCUGGUGGCUGCUUCGUACAACUGGCAGGAUUGGUACAAGUACAUCCAGGACGGCACCAACGCCAUCAACGGCGCCAAUCCUGGCCUUCUUAUCUUCCUCUCGGGUCUCAACUACGACACGACUGUGGCACCCGUCUUCCGUGGCACGGCAUUGACGCCCGGUAACGGCACGUUCCAGCUCUCUGACUUCGAGGGCUACGCCGACAAGCUUGUUCUCGAGAUCCACAACUACGAGGGCUCUAUCGGUAGCUGUGUGAGCUUGAGCAACAACCUGUACACCAAGGGCUUCCAGGCCAUGAAUGCAUCGGACCCUGUGACAGUCAAUGUCUUCCCCGUGGCGCUGACCGAGUUUGGCUUCAACAUGAACGACAACACAUACCUCAACACCUACUCGACAUGCCUGGCAUCGUACUUGCCCCAGAUCCAGGGCAGCUUCUUCAUCUGGGUUCUUGUUGGUAGCUACUACAUCCGCCAGGGAACGCAGAACUUUGAGGAGUCGUGGGGUCUGUUGAACGCGGACUGGUCUGAGUGGAGGAACCCCAACUAUGUUGAGCAGCAGCUGAAGCCCAUGGUUGCCGGUGUGAUUGGAUAG